AUGGUCUCGACGUCUCCACAAUCUGAAGUUGAGGAUCGUACACCUUCGAGGUCUCCUGCUUCUCCCAUUGAAGAGGACGCUGGUGUGGCUUCAAAGAGGAUCUUAUUAGCUGUACAAGAACAGUUAGCCUCUUUAGUUGGAGUUCUUUCGAGAGAUCCUCCUCGCAAAAAGGACGCUAGGCUUCCUAUUAAGAAGUCUCGUCUCCUUUCUCCUGCCAGGCACGAGACUCCGGCCAGAAGUGAGGCCUCCUCUUCCAGACGCGAAGUGUCCGCCAGGCUUACGGUACCAGAUAGACUAGAAAAGUCUUACAGGUCCAAACAGCUUUCUAGGCACGAACAGCCUACCAGAUAUCAAAAUCUAUCUAGGCAUGAAGAGCCUUCCAGGCACGAGACGUCUUCCAGGCAUGAAGAGCCUAACAGGCGCGAGGCGCCAGCCAAGCGCGAUGCGCCAGACAAGGAUCCUGACAGGCGCGAGACACCAGCCAGGUGCGAGACACCAGCCAGGCGUGAGGAGUCAGCCAGGCGCGAGGCGCCAGCCAGACGAGAAGCGCCAGCCAAGCGCGAGGAGCUAGCCAGGCGUGAGAAGUCAAGCAGGCGCGAGGCACCAAGUAGACUUGAAAGAGACUCUGUUCACUCAAUGAGUCCUUCUCCUAGUAGGAGUUUGUCUCCCGCAGAGAGAGAAGUUUGUGAAGAUCCUCUCUUAUUUAAAGCGGAUUCUCCUCCCGGUUUGGACAAAGAUUCGGAAGACGAGGCUAAUGGUAGAGAAGGUUUCUCUAACUAUAAAAUUUUGACAGCCCUUCUUUUGCAAGAGUAUGGAGAUUCUUUGACUCCUGCUGCUCCUCCUUCUCCUCGAUCGCUAUUUUCGAGUGCAAUUGUGCCAAAGUCUUCGUCGGUUCUGAAGAUGAGACCGACUAUCUCUAUGAAGAGAGCUCUACAGUCUCUUGACAAAUGGAUGUUGACAAAGAAGGAACUUGUCAGAACCACCUUCUGUAUGCCUCCAGCCAUACUUUCUGGAAAAAGAGGUGUGUGGUACCGAACUGGGGAGAACAUGGGCCUUUCUCUCCCAGCCUCGGCUGAAGCUGAUUUUUCAACCUUAGUUGAUUCCUCGCGUAGACACGCAUUGAACGGAGCUCGUGUGACUUGGUCUAUUUCUGAGACUGAUCAUCUCCUCAAGGGGACUCUUCCAUAUUUUGGAAGUCUUUAA
Molecule: messenger RNA, 1203 nt
Organism: Macrobrachium nipponense
Lineage: Eukaryota; Metazoa; Arthropoda; Malacostraca; Decapoda; Palaemonidae
Exons: 1
Coding region: 1-1203 (400 amino acids)
Source: RefSeq, a predicted model, not a curated record